Molecule: messenger RNA, 1410 nt
Organism: Colletotrichum graminicola M1.001
Lineage: Eukaryota; Fungi; Ascomycota; Sordariomycetes; Glomerellales; Glomerellaceae
Product: transmembrane amino acid transporter
Exons: 5
Coding region: 1-1410 (469 amino acids)
Biological process (GO): amino acid transmembrane transport
Cellular component (GO): vacuolar membrane
Molecular function (GO): amino acid transmembrane transporter activity
Source: RefSeq, a predicted model, not a curated record
AUGGCUUACAAGAAGGAAGACAUUGAAGGGUUGGGAUCUGUCUCAACACACUCGCAAAUUGGCCAGGUCCUAGAGGACCCGGACGCAUCCUACGAUGCUGUCUUUGGCAAAAUCAAAGAAGGCGGACCCAACUACCGCAAUGUUGGCUGGAAGGGAACUGUGGCUCUCAUGAUGAAGACUCAGAUAGGACUGGGUGUCUUGUCCAUUCCCGGUGUUUUUGAUGUGUUGGGCAUUGUCCCGGGCGUCAUUGCUCUGAUCUGCAUUGCCGCCGUCACGACAUGGUCCGACUACAUCGUGGGGGUUUUCAAGCUCCGUCACCCCGAAGUCUACGGCAUCGACGACGUUGGACGCUUACUUUUCGGCCGCGUUGGACGCGAGUUCUUCGGUGUCGUGUUCUGUCUCUACUGGAUCUUUGUUGCUGGUUCCGGCAUGCUUGGCGCCUCGAUCGCGCUCAAUUCGAUGACCAUGCACGGUGCAUGCACUGCUGGCUUUGUUGCUAUUGCUGCUUUGAUCGGCUUUGGCUUCGGAAGUAUUCAGACACUGGGGAAGAUCACUUGGUUCGCAUGGAUCGGCCUCAUCUGUAUCAUGUCUUCAAUUUUUACCCUCACCGUUGCGGUAGGAGUCCAAGACCGACCAGCUGCCGCUCCGCAAGAGGGCCAUUGGGUCUCUGACUACAAGCUCGUUGGCAGCCCAACCUUCGCGCAGGCUUCGUCGGCGCUGUCUACUUUGGUUUUCGCCUUUGCUGGCACGCCGGCAUUCUUCUCCAUUGUCUCUGAAAUGCGGGACCCUCGCCACUACACUCGCGCUCUCAUUAUCUGCCAGAGUGGCGUGACCGCCACCUACAUCGCCAUCGGAUGUAUUGUUUACUACUUCUGCGGAUCUUUCGUUGCUUCCCCUGCCCUGGGCUCGGCUGGCGCGACCAUGAAGAGAGUAUGCUAUGGCCUCGCUUUCCCCGGCUUGAUUGUGACGACAACUCUUGUUAUCCAUCUUCCCGCCAAAUACAUUUUCAUCCGUAUGCUGCGUGGAUCCCGGCACCUGACUGAGAACACGAUGAAGCACUGGGGUAUCUGGCUUGCAUGCACUUUCAGCAUUGCUGUGAUAGCGUACAUCAUUGCCAGCUCUAUCCCAGUUUUUGACGGUCUCGUUUCUCUUGUGGGUGCCCUCUUUGGAACCCUUCUUUCCUUCCAGCCAAUGGGCUGCAUGUGGCUCUAUGACCAUUGGACGGAGGGAAAGCUUGAGAAGCGACCGAGAUGGAUUGCCAUGGUCUGUUUCAGUGUUUUCGUCGUCGUCAGCGGUUCCUUCCUGAUGAUAGCAGGUGCCUAUGGUUCAAUCGUUGGGAUUUUGGAUAGCUUCAAGGUGUCUGGGGGUUCAGCGGCAUUCUCUUGUGCGGACAACUCCAACUCUGUUUAG